CUGGCAUGUCCCUACAUCUUUCUACUCCGCAACGACAGGCUCUGGAGGACUUCUACGAGGACCAGUACGGGCCGCUUCACGAUGUUGUCGCCACCCACGGGCAAUAUCUCGUCUCUGGCGGCUCAACACCGGCCUUACCCUCCCAGGCCUACUUCAACCGCACCUUCUACGAAGAUCUCGUUGAGGCGUUGCGUCUGCUGCAGGAACAAAUCAUCAUGCGCCCUCAGCUCUACGGCGACGAGGCUAAGGAAUCCCGCCCUGCACAUACCCCGCCCGAGCUGCGCGCCCAGCAUCAGAGCAAGGAGGAGCUGCACCUGCGCGAAUUCAUAUACACGAUGGUUGCGCCGACGCCCAGCAGCUCUGGUGCCUCGACUCCGCGACGCUUUGAGUCUGUAGAGACGCAUGCUACGACGCCCCCGGCGCCCUUCCCACCUACACUGGUUGAAGCCACGAAAACAAUGGGUACUACGCGCAAGCGCCCGAAUGCCGAAGGAGACACGGACAUGGAGGAAGAUGCAAGGAAGAAGAAGCGGAGACAGGAUGAAGAGACACCAGAGCGUGCGCGAGAAGGUCAUAGUAGAGAUGCACGAGAACAUACCUGCAAGAUUCCAGGAUGCGAGGAAGUAGAGACUGGGAGGUCACAAGAGGAGAAGCUCGAGAUCCCCGGCGUUACAAGGGGGGGAGAUGGAGAACCUAGAGGUACAGGAGCAGGAAGCGGAGACCCCAGAGCCACAAGAGCAGGGGGUGGAGAGCUUGGAAUCACAAAUGAGGUGGAGAGCCCGGGGGCACAAGGAGAGAGAGUCGAGAGCCCUGGAGUCGCAAGAGGAGGUGGAUGCCCAGAUGGACAAAGGCAGGAGAUUGCAAGUCCGGAGCGUGUGGAAGAGACUCAGACGAGAUUACCAAAAGAUGAGAUCUGGGAGCCUCAUCGUAAGGACGACCACCACGGUGCACGGCACUACAGCGAGCGUCACUCAGUUUCUGGGCAUCCCAUUGGCAUCAGCGCCGAUCCGGACGUCAUGUCUUCGCCCUGUGGUUCCGCAUCAUCCACCCUCUCUCUCUCCUCCACUCCCACCUUGUCUACUUCAAGCCCAGAAAUUCUCUCAGGUACUCCCGCCGUCGUCUCUCCAUUCGCCGUAAAAACAUACAACACCUCCGCGUUCUCGCAUUCGCCAUUGUCAACGGCGAUCACUGCUACUGAGGAAACCGCCCGCGCCAGUCCUGGGGCAGAGGAGAGGCGAAAAGCGGGCCAAGCGGCGAGAAUCGAUGCGAGCGUGGUUGCUUUUUGGGCGCAGAGUUCGGUGUUGCAGAUGAAGCUAUGGUACUGUUCUUCGGGCCCAUAG
Molecule: messenger RNA, 1340 nt
Organism: Trematosphaeria pertusa
Lineage: Eukaryota; Fungi; Ascomycota; Dothideomycetes; Pleosporales; Trematosphaeriaceae
Exons: 3
Coding region: 6-1340 (444 amino acids)
Source: RefSeq, a predicted model, not a curated record